Molecule: messenger RNA, 1500 nt
Organism: Linum trigynum
Lineage: Eukaryota; Viridiplantae; Streptophyta; Magnoliopsida; Malpighiales; Linaceae
Source: the annotation of a GenBank genome assembly
AUGCCGGCCCAUGUUGAUAAAUAUGAAGCAUAUGAUGACUAUGCGGAUGAACUGGAAGAGGAUGAAGAGGAGGAGGAGGAAUAUGAGCAAGAAGAAGAAACGAAACCUUCUGCUGAAGAACUGGAAUAUCUUAAUUACAGAGAGCUGAAGAAGGAACAAAUUAGGAAGAAGAUGCAGAAGGAAUAUGGGGCAGCUGCUGCUGGGUCCCAAGAUAAUAAGAGAAAACCUUAUCUUGAAAGUUUUGGUUCAUUUUUCGGCCCCUCUCAGCCAGUUAUCGCCCAGAGAGUUAUCCAGGAAAGCAAGUCGUUGCUGGAGAACCCACACUUGGCAAUGAAAGUUAUCAACUCACAGCGUAAUGAGAAACGGAGUUCAUCCACAGCCACGGCUUCAACGAAUGGCGUAACUGAGAGGAUGUCGAAAAUGAAAAUUGAGCAACAAACAAAAGCCCAGAAACUCAAGGAUACAAGGGAUUACUCGUUUCUGUUAUCCGAUGAUGCAGCUGUCCCAGUUCCCGCAAAAGAAUCUGCUGUGCGAAGAGUGUCUGUUUCUCAGUCUGAGGCACGAUCUGCUCAAGUGCAACAGAAGAGCAACCAGCAUAUGGGAAAUGGUUACAGGCAUGUUAAUGGUGCUCGUGAACAGCAGAGGGGAUCAGUUCAUGGGAAUGGCCAACCACAAUUUGGAGCAGGGUCUCGCAAGGCUAUUUCAACCUCAGGAGCUAGGCCAAAUGCAUCACCAGUAGAUUCUAGGAGGCAGCUUGCUAACAACAAUGGUAUUGGACCGGGACGGCCAUCGACAGGUACAAUGAAAGGGCCGUCUCCAAAGAUUGCUGCUGGUUAUGUGGAGAAGAAGACUCCUUUGCCAGCUUCCAAGACCAUACUACCCCCAACUCGCAAGCCUCUCCCUUCAAAAAUGCAGUCAGGCAUUCAACGGCCUCAGUUGGGAACCAGGAGAGUGGUGCAAGAACCUAAUAGACAUCCCGAGUACAGAAGGAUAGUGCAGGAUCCAAGUAGGCAGUUAGAGAACAGAAAAGCAGCACAAGAAACCAGUAGAUCUAAAACGAUGUCAAAUCAACAGCCACAUUCUAGACCUCAGAUGAAUAAGCCACCUGUCAGACCAACCUCAUCCUACCCUUUAGCACAACAGAGUAGUGUGAUUAAAAGGCCUGUUCCACGGCGUCCUGAUGAUGACCACAUUGACCGGUACAGUAAGCCUGUCAAAAGAAUUAUCUCACAUGAUGUUCGACCUAAGAAAAAGCAUUCUGAGGAUGAAGAUGCUUUUGCUGAGCUCAGACAGAUGUUAGGGAGGCCAAAGUAUGCCGAGUAUGAAGAUGAUGAUGAUGUUAGUGACAUGGAGGCCAACUUUGAUGACAUAAUGGAGGAAGAGAAGAGAAGUGAGAGAAUAGCGAAGCAGGAGGACGAAGAAGAACUGAAGCUGAUAGAGGAAGAGGAGAGGCGAGAGAGAAUGCGAAGAAUGGCUAAGAAGCGCAAGUUAAGUCGUUAG